AUGGCGGACAAGAGCAGCCGGAGGAGGAGAUCUAGUAGUAUUCUCCAGGUCUAUCAUGAACCGCCCGAGCCGAUUGAGCAGCUCAGCGACCAGUCUGCUCUGCCAAACCUGAACGCAAAUUGGGUCAAUGCAAAAGGCGCGUGGACGAUACACUUCGUUAUAAUUGUGUGCCUCAAGAUUCUUUACGACAUCAUUCCCGGCGUCUCCCAGGAGACAUCGUGGACGCUGACCAACAUCACGUACAUGUUUGGCUCGUAUAUAAUGUUUCACUACGUUCGCGGAGUGCCUUUUGAGUUCAACGGAGGGGCAUACGACAAUCUUAACAUGUGGGAGCAAAUCGACGAUGGCGCUCAAUAUACCCCUGCCAAGAAGUUCCUGCUGAGCGUACCCAUCGUCCUCUUCUUAUUGAGCACACAUUACACGCACUACGAUCUCGCCUACUUUACCAUCAACUUUCUUGCUGUUGUCGCCGUCAUUAUUCCCAAGCUCCCCUUUAGCCACCGCAUGCGCGUGGGUCUGUUCUCCGGGGUACCGGAAGAUUAG
Molecule: messenger RNA, 543 nt
Organism: Canariomyces notabilis
Lineage: Eukaryota; Fungi; Ascomycota; Sordariomycetes; Sordariales; Chaetomiaceae
Product: Orm1 type endoplasmic reticulum protein
Exons: 3
Coding region: 1-543 (180 amino acids)
Biological process (GO): sphingolipid biosynthetic process; ceramide metabolic process; intracellular sphingolipid homeostasis
Cellular component (GO): endoplasmic reticulum membrane
Source: RefSeq, a predicted model, not a curated record